AUGAUGAUCAUUCAAGACGAGCAUAUAUUGAAAGCAGAAUCAACUAUGAUUGGUGAUAAUAAUUCAAUCAUAAAAGAAGAUGAAAUCAAUGAUUUGUCAAUAACUAAAACGAAUAAUGAAACUAUUAUUAAACGUAAUGAUGAUUUAUAUAAAUCACCUAACAAACGUAAACAAAUUAAACCUAAUAGACUCACCAAUGAUGAUGAAGCAAUUCCGACAGAUUUAACCAAUGGUCAAUCGUCACUAUCUCCAUUACCACCAUCAUCCGUUCCAUCCGAUGACCCCGAACAAUAUUCACCAAGUAGACAACAAGAAGCUUAUUGUAAUUUAUGUGAACGUUCAUUUUGUAAUAAAUAUUUUCUUAAAACACACUUUGCUAAAAAACAUGGAGGCAUUAGUCUCAUAUCUCCAACAUCACUGCCACUCGAAUUAAAUAAUAAUCAAAUGUCAUCACCUUCACCGCCGACUUCAUUAUCCAAUGAACAACCGUUACCAUUAAUUGUUAAUCAAAAAAUUAGUGAAGAUUAUUGCGAGAUUUGUCAAAAACGUUUUUGUAAUAAAUAUUAUCUUCGUAAACACAAGGGUGAAUGUCAUGGUGUCUAUACGGAUUAUAUAAAAUCGUUACAAAAAAGUGCUAAUGAAAGCCCGGUCAAAAAUAAUACUAGUCGACCUAUGCAAAUACCAUCAAAUAAUUCAAAUAUGCUUUUAAUCAAUCCAUUCUAUCUUCCACAAACAACAGAUAUCAAGCCCAUAUUUUGUGGAAAGAAUAACAAUGGUAUUGCAUCAUCAUCAUCAUCACCGACAACACCAACAUUAUCAAAUCUUUUUCCUACAGUUGAUGCAACAAAAAUUUCACCACAACGAACUAUACGUCGUUGUAAUUUAUGUCAACAAGAAUUUCGAAAUAAAGCUCUUCUUCGCAUACAUAUGACUACGAUGCAUUCAAAUGAAACGAAUAAAAAAAAUUUAAUUAACAAACAAAAUAUAAAGCAAUCACCAACACCAACAUUACCAAUGUCACCAUCGAGUAAUUUAGGAUUUUUGCAACCGUAUGUGGAUACAACUAGUUCACUUGCACAUAAACUUGUUGCUGGUCAAGCAUCACAAGCAUCCUAUGGAAUUCUUCAUGAUUCAUAUUUUUGUGCUAAAAUGGCCGAUCGUGUUGUUUGUGAAAUAUGUAAUAAACAAGUUUGUAAUAAAUAUUUUCUUAAAACACACAAAGCUAAAGUACAUGGAAUAGUGAAUGGAACAAAUACGACUACAAAUGGAAAUACCGACAAUUUACCACCAACAAUGGUAUCAACGAAUAAUCUUCAAUCGAGAAUCUCAACAGAUGAAAUUAAAUCACCAACAAUGGAAAACCAACAAGACGAACAAAUAGAUAAUGACAAUGAACAACCAUCAUCGGAAUCUACUGAAAACAAUGAAUUACCCAUCGAGCAAACAGACACAUAUUGUUCUAUAUGUAAAAAAGAUUUUUCAACAAAAUAUUUAUAUUUUUUUCAUAUGCAAACAACUCAUAAUGAUACGUCUGAUUCAACUUAUAAAACAUUAAUACAAUUUAUGAAAGCAGCGACGUCCAUGAAUAUGAAUGAAAAUUCACUACAAAAUCCAUUUCUUUCUCUAGCAAAAACUCUUGAAAACCAUUCAGUAAAUAAUCACGAACAACAACAAAGUGAAGAUGAAUCAGAUGGUAAUGUCGAACAACUAAAACGUAAACGAAGUUCAAGUCAAACCUCCAAUGAUUCAAAUAAACGAAUGAAUUCGCUGUCAGAAACCAAUGGUGGUUUACAACCGUUUCUACUCGAAAGUGAAGAUCCAAAAUUUGCACAUACAUUUGUUCCAUGUAUGGUUUAUCUACCUGUUAUACGACGAGUCACUAAACAAGUCAAAAUUAAUUUACGAUUAAAACCUGUUUUAGCUGACGUUCCCUCUUAA
This is a messenger RNA of Rotaria socialis, 1938 nucleotides long. NCBI's taxonomy places the organism in Eukaryota, Metazoa, Rotifera, Eurotatoria, Philodinida, Philodinidae. The record is from the annotation of a GenBank genome assembly.